Molecule: messenger RNA, 594 nt
Organism: Echinops telfairi (small Madagascar hedgehog)
Lineage: Eukaryota; Metazoa; Chordata; Mammalia; Afrosoricida; Tenrecidae
Product: zinc finger and SCAN domain-containing protein 21-like
Exons: 2
Coding region: 70-594 (174 amino acids)
Source: RefSeq, a predicted model, not a curated record
CUCCAUGUGGCUUAUCAACAAGGAAGUGAAGCCGAGAGAGUGUGGCACUCUUCCAGGGAGAAAGAAAGGAUGUUCCCAGAAUCCUCCUGGUUUAACGUGUGGCCUUCAAGAACCAGAAAACUAGAGACCAAUCUCCGUGAUACCCAGAGUCCCAUCUGUCAUCAGUCUGUGUCCUUAGUCGGUGUGAUGACCAAGGUACGGGGCAUGGCUACAGUUCCGGGCCCCCGGCCUCCACAGAAGCAAGUUGGGUCUAUGAUUGUAAACGUUGAGGAAGAGGAGGAGCCACAAAGGUGCCUUCCAGACCUGGAGACCUUCCGCCAACGCUUCCGGCAGUUUGGGUACCAUGACACGCCUGGGCCCCGGGAGGCCCUGAGCCAACUCUGGGUGCUCUGCUGUGAGUGGCUGAGGCCCGAGCUGCGCACAAAGGAGCAGAUCCUGGAGCUGCUGGUGCUGGAGCAGUUCCUGAGCAUCCUGCCCCCGGAGCUCCAGACCUGGGUGCGGGGGCAUUGCCCCGAGAGUGCCGAGGAGGCUGUGGCUCUCCUGGAAGAUCUGGAGCAGGAACUGGAUGAGCCAAGACAAGAGGUGGGAUGGUAG